CAUAUAUUUUAUGAAGUAUUUUCUACUAUUAAAAAGGAUAAUAGAAAAGAAAUUGAAUUUAGUUAUUUAAAUUCAAAUUCUAAUGGUAUAGGUUGCAUUAUAGCUGAUGCUUAUAAAGGUCAAGUCAUUGGUCUUGAUAAGUUUUUACAUGAAAGAUAUCCAACAAUUUCUUCAGCUUUUACUAAAAUGGAUUUUGAAAUUUGGAAUACAAGCAGAAAUAAUACAAAUGUUAAUGAAAGUGCUUAUUAUAAUAUCAAUUUAGAUAGAACUUCAUUAUUAUUACUUGUAGCAAUUAAAAAAGAAUGGAAUGCAGCAUCAAAUUUUGAGAAAUACAAUGUAUCUACAAGUGGUAAAAAUAAAUCACAAGUACAAAAAUUUAAUGAAGUUUCUAAAACGUUUAAGUAA
Funneliformis geosporum is the source of this 405-nucleotide messenger RNA. NCBI's taxonomy places the organism in Eukaryota, Fungi, Glomeromycota, Glomeromycetes, Glomerales, Glomeraceae. The record is from the annotation of a GenBank genome assembly.